CAAAGCAGUGGUGAACCUAUUCCUUCAGAUAUGCUUAAUGACUGCGAUCAGGAGAAAGUAGCACGGUACUUCGGCCCCGAUGGUCCAGUAGAAGAGCUACUCCACAAGCGCUCGAUAUCGCCCAUUCUAGAGGUGCUGAAGGAGUGUAAUCGCGAGAUGAGUCGGGAUACAAAAGAGCUGGAGACUGCGACAGCAUUUAUUCAGCGGUGCAUCGCUCUGCGGCCCUCCGACCGCGCCAGCGCUACGGAACUGCUGAAGGAUCCGUGGCUCUCUUCCGAGCCCAUCUGGGGCGCCCAUGCUUUCCUAGAUCAUAAUCCCAAGGAAGACACUGGAAGCACCCUUAUACACGUACUCACGUCAUGGAAGCUUGCAGAGAUAGCUUGCUAUAGCGGUACACUAGCAGCUACUGCGUGGUUUGUAUGGUCAAUUAUUAGUUAAUCGAGAGCCUGCUG
Messenger RNA from Gloeophyllum trabeum ATCC 11539, 452 nucleotides. RefSeq lists its product as uncharacterized. The transcript has 2 exons. The record is from RefSeq and is a predicted model, not a curated record. NCBI's taxonomy places the organism in Eukaryota, Fungi, Basidiomycota, Agaricomycetes, Gloeophyllales, Gloeophyllaceae. Bases 31 to 438 code for a protein of 135 amino acids.